This is a messenger RNA of Annulohypoxylon maeteangense, 1722 nucleotides long. RefSeq lists its product as uncharacterized. NCBI's taxonomy places the organism in Eukaryota, Fungi, Ascomycota, Sordariomycetes, Xylariales, Hypoxylaceae. The coding region runs from base 226 to 1539 and encodes 437 amino acids. The transcript has 7 exons. The record is from RefSeq and is a predicted model, not a curated record.
GCUGCCUGAACAAAUUAUUCAAAUGCCGAAUGUUUCAUUAUGAGGCUCUUCGGGAAUGGCCAGUCAUCCCGAGCCAGAUAGUUAGCCCACCCAAAAGACCCAACUACCAAUUCGGCGUUGCACUUAAAAGUGCAUUUUUGCUCAACCUGGUUCCUGGUACCAUUUUCUACGUAUUUUACACACCGAUGCCAGUGUCUUAUAUGUUGUAACACCACGACGGUUAGGAUGGAUUGUCAAUGUGCGGAUACAUCCUUUAUCCCUGAGGACUUCCGUGUUUUCAAAUAUGAAUCUAGGCCGUUCAAAAUUAUCAUGAAACUGUGGUCGAAAGUGGAGCCAAAAUGCUGGUAUAUUGAGUCUUCCAGAGCCCUGAGAGAAUGGAUUGAAAAUAAUAAAGCGGUGUAUGAGACCUGUGAAGAUGGAACAAUCGCUAUCCUUUUCAGCCGUGGUGGCGAUAAAUUCUACUCAAAUCCAUCAAAUCUUCCUGUUUCGAAGGAAGACUUUAGUGAACUCAUUGAAGUAUUUCACAUUCAUCGCACAAUCGCUCGAACAAUCUGCAGGGAGAUCGCAUACUUUUCAAGUAUGUGGCUCUGUACCGAGGGUCCCGAUGUGGAUAAUCUUGUAUACACAGCAAGGAUGAGCCCAGAUUGGGCAAACGAUAUCGCUGUGUCCUCAACUUAUCUAGUACAUAGAAGGCUAAACCUCUCUGUCUUCUAUGGCUGCAGUCAAGAUCAAUCUUUCGAGAUCGAGAGUCGUAUAGCCAGAGCGCGCGGAUCUGUCUAUCACCCGAUAUUAGCACCGGGCAUCUUGGUGGAACUCGAUCGUAGUCGCCUUGUGGGAGAAGUUGAGUUAGUCACCGACUCACUCGUGCUGACCAUGCAAAAGCUGAGUCGCACGACGCGUGACCCUAAGGCUAUCAUGGAUCUUGGUAAAAGCCAUGAAGAACUAUCGGAUUUAUAUAAUGACAGUAUGCAACUAGUCAAGGGUAUUGGAAAGGUCAAGCGCUAUAUAUCCGAUAUAUACAACCACACACGCGACCUCAACGAGGCCUUCGACAAUACAAGAAGGAAGAAAAAGCCGCGCAGGAAGUUGAGCUUUGAUGAUAAAGCUUACUCCAGGUUUGAGGUAUACCCUACCUUGCCGAAUACAGGGGGCCAUAUCUGCGAGCGCCUUCUUGAAAUUGAUGCGGAGUACGACGAAAAGCUUGACCAAUGUCAUUCGAUUCCUAAGAAUCUAAUAUUCGAAACUCAAAUGGCUGCAGAUUUCGCAAAUAUACGCAUAUCCGUUGAAUCACGACAAGAGAAUUCUCAAAUGAGGUCUAUCGCCUUGGUAACAAUGGUAUACCUUCCACUGACAUCGGUCGCGUCCAUAUUCUCAAUGGGAGUCUUCAACUGGAACGUAAACGAGGAGAAGUCCGUGUUGACCUUCUACUUCUGGGUGUACGUAGCCAUAGGAGGCGGUCUUACUCUUGUAACUAUUGGGCUAUGGUGGUAUUUGACUCGGACGCGGAGAAGGGAAGGUGACGUUGAGAAUUUAACAUGAACACUAUAUACCUACUAGGUAGGUACUCUGGGAAUCUGGGUUGCAGGGUCAAUUUUAUAUUCACCGAUAUCAUAUUCUACCUACCCACCUACGUAUCUACCUACCUACCAUAUAUAUACCAAAUGGCAUAUCUCAAAGGUGUGGAUAGUACCUAUUUAUUUAGGAUAUUCAUAUGGUAUCAAA